Staurois parvus is the source of this 1343-nucleotide messenger RNA. NCBI's taxonomy places the organism in Eukaryota, Metazoa, Chordata, Amphibia, Anura, Ranidae. The record is from the annotation of a GenBank genome assembly.
CGGAGUUCUCUCCAUUCCAUCCGAUCUGCCGAGAGCCUGCGGACCCCCCUGAGCUUUUCCACCCAUUUGUCCCUCAUUGCCUGUCAAGAAUCAUGGACUGUUGUUCUAUGCCUUGUUCUCUGUCAAGACACCAUGAUUCGUGGUAACCGAAUGCUGAUGGUCAUUUUAUUAUGCCAAGUCCUGCUAGGAGGCACUAGCCAUGCCAGUCUGAUUCCUGAGACCGGGAAGAAGAAAGUGGCUGAGAUUCAGGGCCAAGCGGGCGGAAGGAGGUCUGCUCAGAGCCAUGAGCUCUUGCGGGACUUCGAGGCGACUCUGCUGCAGAUGUUCGGCCUCCGCAAGCGUCCACAGCCCAGCAAGGAGGUGGUGGUGCCCGACUACAUGCGGGACUUGUACCGGCUCCAGUCGGCCGAGGAGGAGGACGAAUUGCAGGAGAUCAGCUUGGAGUACCCCGAGAGACCUACCAGCCGCGCCAACACAGUGAGGAGCUUCCACCAUGAAGAACAUUUGGAGAGCAUUCCAGGCACGACAGGAAACAUGAGUAUUCGUUUUUUCUUCAAUCUCACCAGCAUUCCAGAGAACGAGGUGAUAUCGUCAGCUGAGCUUAGACUGUAUAGAGAACAGAUAGACCACGGACCUACGUGGGAGGAGGGAUUCCAUAGGAUAAAUAUAUUUGAAGUCAUGAAACCUUUUACAGAGAAUGAACAGUUGAUCACUAGGCUACUGGACACGAGGCUCAUCCACCACAACGUAACGCGGUGGGAAAGUUUUGACGUAAGCCCGGCCAUUACGCGGUGGACCCAAGACAAGGUCAUAAACCAUGGGCUUGCAGUGGAGGUGGUCCACCUCAACCAGACUAAACAUUUUCAGGGGAAGCACGUUCGGAUUAGCCGUUCCUUAUUACCUCAAGAGAACUCAGACUGGUCACAAAUGAGGCCGCUUUUAAUCACCUUUAGCCACGACGGCAGGGGACAUGCACUGACCAGGAGGUCAAAACGAAGUCCCAAACAGCAGAGAGCCCGUAAAAAAAAAUAAAAAUUGCCGUAGGCACGCGUUAUACGUGGAUUUCAGCGACGUUGGCUGGAACGAUUGGAUUGUGGCACCCCCUGGAUAUCAAGCCUUUUAUUGCCCAUGGCGAUUGUCCAUUUCCAUUGGCUGACCACUUAAACUCAACCAACCAUGCCAUUGUACAAACUCUGGUUAACUCCGUUAACUCCAGCAUCCCCAAAGCUUGCUGCGUACCAACAGAACUGAGCGCCAUUUCCAUGCUGUACUUGGACGAGUACGACAAAGUGGUCCUUAAAAACUAUCAGGAGAUGGUGGUAGAGGGUUGUGGAUGCCGCUAA